Molecule: messenger RNA, 698 nt
Organism: Coprinopsis cinerea okayama7#130
Lineage: Eukaryota; Fungi; Basidiomycota; Agaricomycetes; Agaricales; Psathyrellaceae
Product: nascent polypeptide-associated complex subunit alpha
Exons: 5
Coding region: 66-644 (192 amino acids)
Biological process (GO): protein targeting to membrane
Cellular component (GO): nascent polypeptide-associated complex; cytoplasm
Source: RefSeq, a predicted model, not a curated record
CGCUCCUCAUCGUCGACAACGACGAGCUCGACCCCAUCGCCCACCUUCUGACCAAAUCCAAAAUAAUGUCCGCCCACAUCGACGAGGUUCACUCUGACCACUCUGAUCAUGAGCACCAUGAUCACGAGCACGAGCACGAGGAGGAUCCCACCUCUGCCGCCGCUCUCGAGAAAAUCCAGUCGAGGUCAGAGCGAAAGGCCCGCAAGGCCCUCCUCAGCUUGGGCUUGAAGAAGGUCCACGGUAUCAACCGUGUUACUCUCCGAAGGCCAAAGAACGUUUUGUUCGUUUUGGCUCACCCCGAGGUCUACAAGUCGCCCAACAGCGACUGCUACAUCGUUUUCGGCGAGGCCAAGAUUGAGGAUAACGGUGGUGCUGGACCCCUUGCUGCUGCUCAGCAACUCGCUUCCGCUUCUGCUGCUAGCCAACAAGUCCUCCAGGAUGCUGCCAAGGACAACGAUGACGAUGAUGACAUCCCUGAACUCGAGGCUGCUGAGGAGGAGGGACCCGUUGAUGAGACUGGCGUUGAUCCAAAAGACAUUGAACUUGUCAUCCAGCAGGUUGGAUGCUCUCGAGCCAAGGCCGUGAGGGUUCUCAAGGAGAGUGGAGGAGACUUGAUCAAUGCCAUCAUGGCUGCAAGCGAGUAGACGACUUCAACACAUUGUAUUUUGUAUCCAGAAUAAACCGUGCAUUUCAUUUCG